Molecule: messenger RNA, 4304 nt
Organism: Phycodurus eques (leafy seadragon)
Lineage: Eukaryota; Metazoa; Chordata; Actinopteri; Syngnathiformes; Syngnathidae
Product: protein phosphatase 1 regulatory subunit 12B-like
Exons: 11
Coding region: 138-680 (180 amino acids)
Cellular component (GO): cytoplasm
Molecular function (GO): protein kinase binding; enzyme inhibitor activity; phosphatase regulator activity
Source: RefSeq, a predicted model, not a curated record
CAGUUAAGCAUCUAAUGGACCCCCUCUCCAUCAAAGGAUAAAUACGGGCUGAAUGAGGUAUUGGUACUGGUCCACAUCUGGGUGUAUUUUCAUUGACGUGGAACAGCUGCACGCAUAGGCUGUCGGGACCCUGAGCCAUGUCGUCCCAACUGUCUCAUCCACGCCUCAGGAAGUCGCCUUCUGACUCUUCUUCUUCCUCUUCGUCAUCCCCCGCCAACGAGGGCCUGAGGCAUGAGCGACUAUCUAGACUGAAGUCGUCUGGCGAGUCGGACGCCUCCAACGACACGACGAAAAACCACGCCGAGUCGUAUUUCUCGCGGCGAGAGAACAGACUGUCAGCGAGGAAAAAGGCCGAAGAGGAGAUAGCGGACAAUGAUUAUAAAAAGAUGUAUGAAAAAGCACUGGCCACCAAUCAGAGGCUCAAGUCUAGACUGGAAACCAGUAAACAGGAAUUGGUUGUGAUAAAGGAGCAGCUGCAGAGAGCUCAGCAGAAGGAGAAAAAGAGAGAAUUGGGUUCCAACAUGCUUGAAACAGAGAAAAAGGAUAGUCGGAGUCUCAGGAAGAAAAUAUCUGACAUGGAAGAACAAGUGAAGGUCAAAGCAGAACUUCACACGGAAAACCAAAGACUGAAGGAUGAAAACGGAGCGCUGAUCCGCGUCAUCACCAAAUUAUCCAAGUGAUUUAAUCCAAGCUGAACAGAUGGCUGAGUACUGGAUCGCUGCGACCUGUUUUAUGUCUCAUGAUAACAACACAGGUUCUUGGCCUCCAGUAUGCAGACAGUGAGUUUCCCGGCAGUGGGGACGUAACGCAGGGAGAUGCAGAUGUCCCCCAGUUUCUCAGGCUGAAACAGCACAGAUGCCAGAGUUGUCAGAUCCUCUCCAGUUCUGUCAGGUUGGAUGGUGGACGUUAGUGGGCAGCCAUUUUCAGGUGAACCUUCGGCCCAGUUUGAGGUUCUGAGCACUCUGAAGUCGUCCAGGAUAUCCCUGUACUUGGCCGCAUUCAUCUUUUCUUCGACUGCAACCAGUUUCCCUCUCCCUGCAGCUGAAAAACACCCCCACAGCAUGAUGCUGCCACCACCAUGCUUCGCUGUUGGAACCGUAUUGUACAGGUCCCGCCACUCCUCGAUGGGACGCCCGAGGUCGAUGGUGUUCAUGGGCAGCUUCACCUCGCCGAUGACGUCGUGCUUGGAGAAGCGAUCGUAGUCGAAAACGGACAUCACCAAAGUUUUGCCACCGAGCUCUUCGUAGGGCACCUGCCGUUGUGAACAAAAUCUGAAUCAGAAUCAGAAUCAUCUUUAUUUGCCAAGUAUGUCCAAAACACACAAGGAAUUUGUCUCCGUGUGUUUUGGACAUACGUGUUUUUUGGACAUACUUGGCAAAUAAAGAUGAUGAUAAAGAAAUCCGCAUUUAAGGAACCAUUGCAGAGAUAAUACAAGUAAUGAAUAAAGCCUCUAAAAACAGGCAAGAUCAAUGUAUUCAGUGUUUAAAUUCGGGGAAUUUGACUAGCUGCCAGCAAAUCGCACGGCACGUAUACACAAACAAGCAUUCACAUUCACAUUGACACCUGUGGACAAUUCAGAGUUAUCAAUUAACCUAGCAAGUAUGUUUUUGGAAAGUGGGAGGAAGCCAUGCAAACACCGGUAGAACAUACACCUGGGUGUUUUAAUUGAUGAUCAGCUUUCUUUUGGAUGUCAUGUAGAAGGCCUGAUCAAAAGAUUUAAGCUGAAACUGAACAACUUUAUACGAAUAUGAAUUGUUAUAACCACGCAUACACAUUUUUGACAGCUAGUUCACUCUUAGGCCUACUUCCCAAUGUUUAUUUGGCUACAUCAUUAGAAGCCAGAGUACUUAUCAUGUACAUUCCCAAGAAUUGUAUUUGCUUAAUGUUGCAGAAGUUUGCACACUAUUUUAUGCAUUCUGCACCUGAUGGUUGGAAUUCACUUCAGAGGCGGAACACAUUAAAACUGUACUUACUACUACUACUUUAACAAAGUAUUUUGAGUGACUCGUUAGCAUCCAAAAUGCGUGUCUUGAAGCAUCCAUCCAUCCAUUUUCUAAAGUGCUUGUGGUCAUUAGGGUCGCAGGUGAGCUGGGACCUAUCCCAGCCUACUUUGGGCAAGAGGCACUGUACAUCCUGGGCUGGGGUGUAGACAAACAACCAUGUAUGCUGACAUUUGCAUUUAUGAACAAUUUAGAGCAAAUGUGUCAAACUCAAGGCCCGGGGGCCAGAUGCGGCCCGCCACAUCAUUUUAUGUGGCCCGUGCUAAAAUCUGUACCGAUAUUCCAAAUUGUCAUAAUAAUGAACAAUAAUGUUGAGAUAUUGCAUUUUUCUGUUACCAAACCCGUCUUCUACAGUAAUUUAAACAAUACUUGAACAAACUAUUAUCCUUGUCUUCUGAUUUCAAACCGAGUUAUCCCUCAAUUUGUUGUGUAAUGGUAAUAAUAUGUUUUGGUGAUUAAACAUUUAUAGGAUUUCACUGUUCUAAUGGCCCUCUGAGGGAAAUCAUAACUUCAGUGCGCCCCGAGACGAAAAAGAGUUUGACACCCCUGAUUUAGAGUCUUCAGUUAACCUAACAUGCAUGUUUUUGGAAUGUAGGAGGAAGCCAGAGUACCUGUAGAAAACCAACACAGGACAGCCUGAGCCAAGAUUCAAAUUGAAAACCUCAGAACCAUUGAAAACCACAGAACCAUUCCACCAGGCUCCCCAAAGUUAGAACUAAAAAAAUACUUACACCUCAAGUUGGAAAAUUAAACAAAAAACUGUAGAAUUGAGUGUAACAGGGUGAACUAUUAUUCUGAGAUUCGGGGUGCGAAUCUCGGCACCAGCCUUCCUGUGUGGAGUUUUCACGUACUUCCCAUGCUUGAAGGCUCUAAAUUGUCUCAUGGGUAAAAUGUGAUUGUGAAUGCUUGUUUGUCUCAUUGUGCCCAGUGAUUGACUGGCGACCAGUCCAGAGUGUACACCACCUCUCGCCCAAAGUCAGCUGGAGCGGGCUCCAUCUUACCCUCAUCCUUGAGGCGGACAACAGCUAUAGAAAAUGCAAGUUUGGACGUACAAUUGAUCAAUUAACAGAAUUCCUCCGGAUGCCCAUCCCCAGGCUCCUGUGAAACACUGAAAUGGACAAGCUGAAGCGUAUCUCGAGACAGUAAAUGGUGAAAAUGAAGACAUCUUCGUCUCACAAUAGGAACACUGUACUGUUCAGUAAGAUUGGCUCUACAGCAGCAGCAAAUGGGCAGACAGGCAGAACUUUCAAUCUGACCCGGAGACAUUUGUCAAGUCCCUACAGACCUUAUUAACUGAGAAAAGCAGCCUCACAAACCUGGCAUAACACGUUCCUAAUAGACUUUGGUGCUCUCACAUACUUUGGCUUUUACAGCCUUACCUUGAAGACAAAGGUCUCAUUAAAGACGGGGUUGAGCGUUUUCUUGUGGACUUUGGUGUCAAACUUCUUCUUCUUGUCGGGGAAGAGCAGAACUCGAACAUAUGGAUCAGAAGUCCCGCCCGAAUCCAUGGACAUGAGUUCUGCCGCUUGAAGGAUCCCGACUGUGAGCUGUGCAUGGAAAUGAGACGCAACCGCAGCUUGAUUUAUGUCAGGGUUACUUUUUGCAGACACCGACAAACUAUCGCAAUCAGUCAACGUGUGUCUCGCCUGACUGGAGAAGUAUUAAACUCUUCACUGUCACAAAGGGUACAACAACAACUCCAAACAAAACAACAUUAUGUCGUCUUUCUUCCACCGGACAUGUCGUCCCCACUCAAGUGAUCACUGGUUGGCAGCAGAGAAAAUUGCAACCUGACAUAUGUAAAGCCCUGAAAAACUGAAGAAAAUUAUUCACCACAAUGGCCUUCAAAAUUAGUACAAUUCUUGUUUUGACAUUGGUUUACCCGGUUUGUAACUUUGAAAUGCUAUACUUCGGGACCGUCAUAAACUGAGGACCUCCUGUAUAACUAGCUUUAGACACUUAAUAGGGAACCACAGACCUUUGUGUUCUCAAAGUCAUAGUCGAUGGAAUAUUGCAGCUUGCCCAGCUUCUCUUGUUCCUUCUCCUCUUCCUCCUUCUCCUCUUCCGUGAGCCCGGUCUCUCCCUCAUCGUCGUCUUCAUCCUGUGGUUUCUGUGAUGAUGAAGUGAUAACACGAUGAUAUCAAAUGUCAAGAAACUAUGACGUUCAAUGCACUGGGGCCCCCAGUAAAUCUCUAGCAUGCCAUGGAGCCCCUUUGAGUGCACUGCUUACCUGCGCAUAAAUAAACCCAAGAAUAUCAACACUGAUUUUUUUUCUUUUUUUUUUUUUAAACUCUAUCCUCUUAU